Molecule: messenger RNA, 4218 nt
Organism: Bufo bufo (common toad)
Lineage: Eukaryota; Metazoa; Chordata; Amphibia; Anura; Bufonidae
Gene: NFRKB
Product: nuclear factor related to kappaB binding protein
Exons: 26
Coding region: 141-3932 (1263 amino acids)
Cellular component (GO): Ino80 complex
Molecular function (GO): protease binding
Source: RefSeq, a predicted model, not a curated record
CGGCGGGUCACUUCCGGCAAGGAAAACGGAAGCCGGUACCGGGCAGGAUGUCCCGAAGAUCGAGGAGCCCAAGUGAACGGUGCGGGCGAAUCAAUGUCACUGAGGAGAGGAGGUGAAGAGACUCCGGGAGCUAAAAGGACAUGGACUCCCUUGACACGAUGCUGACUGAUCCCCUGGACCUGGGGCCGUGCUUGGACAGCAAUGGUACGGGAAUUAUGGAACCAUGUUUACUUGGAGGGACAAGAGUCAGUCUUCCUGAAGAUUUGCUGGAGGAUCAUGAGCUCUUCUUUGAUGUGGUCAGCAUGGACACCUGGCAGAACGUCUUGUCAGACUCGCAGCGGGAACACUUGCGCCAAUUUCUUCCAUCCUUCCCAGAGAACAACACGGAGCAGCAGGAGCAGACUGUUCAGUCCCUCUUCAGGGGGGAGAACUUCCACUUUGGGAAUCCUGUGCACAUUGCCCAGAAGCUCUUCAGGGACGGCCAUUUGAACCCGGAGGUGGUAAGGUAUCGGCAGCUGUGUCUGAAGUCCCAGUAUAAGAGAUACCUGACGUCUCAGCAGCAGUAUUUUCACAACCUACUGAAGCAAAUCCUGGCAUCCAGGAAGGAACUUUUAGAUGUUGCAAGAAAGAAGGGUCCCGACCUGGUGAUUAAGAGGAAACCAGCCUCAUUGCGAAACUCGCCUGAGGAGAGAGAGAGGCGGGCGCAGCGGCGUUACCUAAAGAUCCUGCGAGAGGUGAAGGAGGAGUGUGGAGACACCACCCUGUCCUCUGAGGAGGAAGAUUUGAGCACGUGGUUACCGGGGUCACCCACCCAAUCCCCUGGGGCUGCCCUUCCAGUCCGCUCAGUCCCCACACUUUCCACUCAGGACAUGAAGACUGCAGAUAAAGUUGAGCUAACGGAGCGUGACUUCAAGCUGUUGCUACGAAAACACUGUGAGAAGAGGAAAUAUCAGCCAGAUCAUCCAGACCUCAUGAUGGACGACGUGACCAUGAAUGACAUCAUGACUCGUGUAAAUGCCGGCAGGAAGAAUUCUCUGGCAGCACUUUUUGAUCUGGCGACUAUGAAGAGAAGAGUAAAAGAGCGAGAUGAAAGGAAAAAGAAGAAGAUGAAACCUAUCAAGACAGAACCAGAUGAUUACCCUGAAGUUUCUGAGGAAGCAGACCUGAUGCCUGCACUGUUGCCCAGUGAUCCACCUGUCCCUUUUCCCCUGACUGCAGUGAAGGAAGAACCCUUGGAUGAUGUGAAGCCGCCUUUACCAUUCAAUGAGAUUUCGGCUUGCUUCUUUACCUUGUUACUGGAUAUUCUGAUGGUGGAAGGCCCCUCCAGUCUCAUGCUGUUGGAGGAUAAGGUGUCAUAUUGGCAGUCAUCAGCCACUAGUACCCUGAACAGUUGGUUCUCGGCAGCCUCUAACUGGUGUGAAUUGGUUCAUUCUGCUCUCCUGUAUCUCGGUGGGGACAAUAAAGGUACUUUAUCUGGCUUCACUCCAUAUGUUGAAUUCAAGGAAAAAACCCAGCAGUGGAGAUGUCUUGGUCCCCCCUGUGACUCGGAGAAGGAACUUGUGGCACUAUUUCACCUCUGGUUAGAGACAAAGGAUCACAUAUUAUCCAAGGAGAAUGAAGAGUGUGCAGACACCGGGAUGCCAGUCCCCAGAGUGAGGACUGAUUACAUUGUGCGUCCCAGUUCUGGGGAUGAGAAGCGGAUCUUUCAGGAGCAGGAGCGCCACCGUUACCUCCAGCCUCACAAAGCCUUCACAUUCCGCAUGCAUGGCUUCGAGUCGGUUGUAGGUCCUGUAAAAGGUGUGUUUGACAAGGAGACGUCACUGAACAAAGCGCGAGAGCAUUCCCUAUUGCGCUCUGACCGGCCUGCAUAUGUCACAAUUUUGUCUCUCGUGCGAGAUGCUGCUGCCCGACUCCCCAAUGGAGAAGGAACGCGUGCGGAAAUCUGUGAGCUGCUCAAGGACUCUCAGUUCCUGGCACCGGACGUCACUAGCGCUCAGGUUAACACCGUGGUGAGCGGAGCUCUGGACCGACUGCACUAUGAGAAAGAUCCCUGUGUAAAAUACGAUAUUGGCCGCAAGCUCUGGAUCUACCUCCACCGAGACCGGAGCGAGGAAGAGUUUGAGAGGAUCCACCAGGCUCAUGCAGCGGCUGCCAAAGCCAAGAAAGCGCUGCAGCAGAAGCCAAAGACUCCGUCAAAGAUCAAGACAAGUAAUAAAGAGUUCUCAGUGAAAAGCGGUGGCACCCCAGAACCGGCACCACUGACCCUGAGUGAGUGCAGCAUGCCCCCGACCCCUGGAACUCCCGGCACCCCAACUACCCCAGCACUUCCGUCAACACCAUUGUCUCCCUCCACCUCUGUAGCCAUCAGCAAAAUUGUUGCCAGCAACAUCCCAGAGCCCCCGAAAUCCAGUCAGAGUGUUCUCUUGGUGUCUUCUCCAACCAUACCUCAGCUGAGCACAUUGUUGACUCCUCCUGUGACCAGCCAGGUGACCACUGUGACCCCAGGACCUGUAAGAACCACCCUCUCCACUGCCCCAGCAAUCCCUCAAGUUCGAAUUGUGACAGCUCCUGCUACAGUCACCCCUGCCCCCCCACCUUCCAUUGUGUCUCAGCCACUCUCCCCAGCAGUGUCUCACAUCAGAUUGCCGGUCACUACAUCUGCAACCAAGGGGUUAACACAGGUUGUGACAAUGCCAGUGAAGACUCAGCCAGCUGCUGCUGUCCCUCGUACUGGGGCUUCAUUGUCCACUCAUGCAGGAAUUACUGUGACAACUCUGGCCUCCUCUACUGUAGUUGCUUCCAAGCCAGUGGUCAGUUCUCCUGCUGGGUCUGCUCCAACCAUCUUGCAGAGCAUCACCGGUCAAAGCAUCCUCAAACAGGUGGCGCUGUCUGGACAACUCGGCAUGAAGUCCCAGCCAACCUCAAGUCUUCCUUUGUCAACCACCAAUCUCCGGAUACAGGGCAAGGAUGUGCUGCGUCUUCCUCCAUCUUCUAUUACCACUGAUGCUAAGGGUCAGACUAUUUUACGCAUUACUCCCGACAUGAUGGCCACAUUGGCCAAGUCCCAGGUUACUGCUGUGAAAUUGUCGCAAGAACUCUUUUCUGCUACACCAGCAACCAGUUCCAACAAAGGACUCCUACAAAUGACUUCGAACCCUUCCUCUCCUUCCCCCCCAGCUCCUGCCACCAUCAAAGUCACCCCAGAGGUUAAACCGGUGGAUGCAAGUAACUCUGGGUUUAGACUUAUGCCAGCCUUGGGGAUGUCUGUAGCUGAUCAUAAAGGCAAAGCUGCAGCUAAUGCUGACACUAAAGCUGCUACUACCAUACGAAUUGUACAGGGGCUUGGUGUAGUCCCUCCAAAGCCUGCAGCCACUCAAAGGAUUACUGUAGCUGGCAAACCAGUCCCUGUGGCGUCCUGCACUGUGGUCAGCCCUGUUCAUACCGCUUCAACCGUAAGCCUUUCGCCUGUGACCAGUGCUGGAACGAAACCUCCGCUGCCUGGAGUCACCAUGGGAGCUGCUGCAGCAACGGUACGGCAGAUCCCGGCCACAACAACUCAGCAGGGAAAGCUUCCAGCAAGGAUUACUGUGCCGCUCUCUGUGCUCAGUCAGCCCAUGAAAGGGAAGAGUGUUGUGUCUGCGCCAAUCAUCAAAGGCAACUUAGGAGCAAAUAUAAGUGGACUGGGACGGAAUAUAAUCCUGACCACUGUGCCAGCUGGGACCAAGCUCAUAGCUGGUAACAAGCCCGUCAGUUUCCUGACAACUCAGCAAUUGCAGCAGCUCCAGCAGCAGGGACAGGCCACCCAGGUGCGUAUACAAGCUGUCCCUGCCUCCCAUCUGCAACCAGCCUCCUCGUCUGCAGCUUCCAAGGCUGUGUCCACUGUUGUAGUAACCACCACCCCUCCCCCUAAGCCAGCAACGGAGCCUCAAUGAUGGAGACACUCGGCUAAUAGCAACUGGAUCCAGUCCUGACCUGUGCUCCAACUGACGACUGGAGGCCAGAGAGUGAGCGCUAGAACUUCAGCUUUGUGGUCCCAGCCCAGCUGGUGGAACUCAACGUGAGACGGCGCAGUGCUGAGACAUUGUACAGUUCCUGGUGAACACUGUGGACUUUUUUGUUGUUUGGACUUUUAUGUUUUUAUGCUGUAAUAGCAAAUGGUGAAAAAAUUAAUAUAUAUUUACCUUUUGCUUGUAAAUGUAAAUUAUAUUUAAGAAUCAA